This is a messenger RNA of Colletotrichum chrysophilum, 1596 nucleotides long. RefSeq lists its product as uncharacterized. Lineage: Eukaryota; Fungi; Ascomycota; Sordariomycetes; Glomerellales; Glomerellaceae. The transcript has 3 exons. The record is from RefSeq and is a predicted model, not a curated record. Bases 1 to 1596 code for a protein of 531 amino acids. Gene Ontology annotation, molecular function: iduronate-2-sulfatase activity.
AUGGCUCCGUCUUCCGAGAUUCCUCCUCCCUAUGAGCUACCUCCAAAGCCCAGCGGGCUGAAGGUGGACAAGCCCAACUUCAUCAUCUUCAUGCCAGACCAGCUCCGCUACGACUCACUGGGCUGUAACGGUAACAAGAUCGUCAAGACGCCGCACAUUGACAGCUUCGCCGCGGAGGGCACCCGCUUCACCAACUGCUUCGUCCAGGCGUCCGUCUGCACGCAGUCCCGCUGCAGCAUGUUCACCGGCAACUACCCCCACGUCUCGGGCCACCGCUCCCUCGAGAACCUCAUCAAGCCCUGGGAGCCGAACCUUUUCCGCUCCCUCAAGGAAAAGGGCGGGUACCACGUCGCCUGCCUCGCGCCCCGCGGCGACACCUUCGCGCCGACGGUGACGGAGAUGUCCCUGGACGAGUACGGCUUCCUCGAGACCCCCGAGUUCGUGCCGCGCUUCGCGGGCGGCGGCAGGGCGGAGCCAGAGGAGAAGGAGGACAUUUGGAAGAGGCUCUUUUACAAGGGGCUGAGGAACCCGAACGAGGCUCUGGAUUAUGACGAUGCGGUCGUCAAGGGGGCGUUGAAGUGGCUGGAGCACCCGCCGACGGACAAGCCGUGGGUUCUCUUCAUGCCGCUCAUCUUCCCGCACUGCCCGUUCCAGGUGGAGGAGCCGUACUUUUCAAUGUACAACCGUGGGGAGAUGGGACAGCCGACCAAGCCCUCGGACAAGACGGGCUACGAGCCGCGAUACAUGCAGCUGAACCGCGAACGCUACGGCACUCACCGCGCCACCCCUGAAAUCUGGGCCGAGGUGAUGGCGACCUACUACGGCAUGAUCUCCCGCCUGGACGACCAGUUCGGGCGCGUGGUCGAGCGCACCAAGGCCCUCGGCCACUGGGACUCCACCGUGACGCUCUUCUUCACGGACCACGGCGAGUACCUCGGCGACCACGGCAUGAUCGAGAAGUGGCCCUCGGGCCUCUCCGACUCGCUCACGCACGAGCCGCUCAUCGUCGGCGGCGCGGGGCUGCCGGCCGGCGCGGUCUACGACGAGAUGGCGGAGAUGGUUGACCUGGUCCCGACAGUGUUCCAGUUUGCCGGCAUCGGGGAGCACUUCCCGCACUGCGGCACGUCGCUGGCGGACAUCCUGACGUCGGCGGGCAGGGACGGCAACGGGGACGUGAUCAGGCACAAGGAGUUCGCCUUCACCGAGGGCGGCUUCCUGACGAGCGAGGAGCCGCUGCUGGAGCAGGCGCCGUAUCCGUACGACAUCAAGGCGGCGCUGCAGCACGAGGACACGACCGUCGUGGGCAAGAGCGUGUCGUGCCGCGACAAGCGGUGGACGUUCAUUUACAGGCUGUACGAGCCGGCGGAGCUGUACGACCGCGCGGGCGAUACCGGCGAGCUUCAUAACCUUGCCGAGGUCGCCGAGUACCAGGACGUGAGACGGCGGAUGGAGAGCGUGGUUCUGAGGUGGAUGGUAGCUAGUAGCGACUUCUUGCCGUGGCAAAAGGACCCGCGGUUCCCUGCUGUAGAGAUGCAGAGCGUUGCAGACCAGUUCAGAAAGAGAGGCGGGGUGCUGGAGGAGAAGCCGAAGAACUGA